This is a messenger RNA of Perognathus longimembris pacificus (Pacific pocket mouse), 3170 nucleotides long. RefSeq names its product scavenger receptor class A member 3 (gene Scara3). The transcript has 7 exons. Lineage: Eukaryota; Metazoa; Chordata; Mammalia; Rodentia; Heteromyidae. The record is from RefSeq and is a predicted model, not a curated record. The coding region runs from base 290 to 2110 and encodes 606 amino acids.
GAGAGAAAGAAGGAAGGAGGGAAGGAGGGAGGGAUGCGAGCGAGGCCGGGGAGGAGGGCGCGGGGCGCGGGCCGGCCCCAGACCUCGCCGCCGGGCUGGGCGGGCAGCGCGCGGGGCGUCCCCAGGCGGCACCCCGGGACCCCACGGGCUCCCCGCGGCCAGACCCCGCACGCCCAGCAGGAGUCCCGCCAGCGGCGCCCAGGGGCGGCGAGUGAUCGGUGCCGGGGCACCCAGGCUUCCUGCCCCGUCCAGCACCCGCGGCGCCUCCCGGGCCCGGGCAGAAGGGACCAUGAAAGUGAGGUCCGCCGGCAGCGACGGGGAUGCGCUGUGCAUUACCGAAGAGGAACUGGCGGGCGAAGAGGAAGACAUGUCAUCCUUCCCGUGCACCCAGGAGGGCCGGCCAGGACCCUACUGUAGCCGCUGCCAAAAGAACCUGUCGUUGCACACUUCCGUGCGGAUUCUGUAUCUCUUCCUGGCUCUGCUCCUGGUGACUGUGGCCGUACUUGCUUCUCUAGUGUUUAGGAAAGUGGACUCCCUCUCCGAAGACCUCUCCUUGGCCCAGUCCACGUAUGACAAGAAGCUUAUGUCGAUGCAGGAAAAUCUUCAAGGGCUGGACCCCAAAGUCCGGAGCAACUGCUCUGUCUGCCACGAGGCUGGGCAGCUGGGGCAAGAGAUUAAGAAGCUGCAGGAGGAGCUGGAGGGGCUUCAGAAGCUGCUGCUGGCCCAGGAGGUGCAGCUGGACCAGGCCUCCCGGGCCCACGAACUGCUCUCCACCACCAGCAGUCAAAUCUCCCAAGAGAUGGGGGGUUGCUCCUUCUCCAUCCACCAAGUCAAUCAGUCCCUGGGGCUCUUCCUGGCCCAGGUGAGGGGCUGGCAGGCCACCACCGCCGGCCUAGACCUCUCCCUGAAGGGCCUCACUCAGGAGUGCUAUGACGCCAAGGCCGCGGUCCACCAGAUCAACUACACCGUGGGCCAGACAGCAGAGUGGGUCCACGGGAUCCAGCGGAAGACGGACGAGGAGACCCUCACCCUGCAGAAGAUGGUCACCGACUGGCAGAACUAUACUCGGCUCUUUGGCGGCCUGCGUGCCACCUCCACCAAGACUGGAGAAGCGGUCAAGAACAUCCAGGCCGCUCUGGGGGCGUCCUCUCAACGCAUCAGCCAGAACUCCGAGAGCAUGCACGACCUGGUGCUGCAGGUCAUGGGCUUGCAGCUGCAGCUGGACAACGUCUCAUCCUCCCUGGACGACCACGAGGAGAACAUGCAUGACCUCCAGUACCACACCCGCUACGCCCAGAACCGCACCGUGGAGAGGUUCGAGUCCCUGGAAGGACGCAUGGCUUCGCACGAGAUCGAGAUCGGCACCAUCUUCACCAACAUCAACGCCACGGACAGCCACGUGCACAGCAUGCUGAAGUACCUGGACGACGUGCGGCUCUCCUGCACGCUGGGCUUCCACACGCACGCCGAGGAGCUGUACCACCUGAACAAGUCCGUCUCCCUCAUGCUGGGCACCACCGACCUGCUCCGACAGCGCUUCGGCCUGCUCAGCGCCCGGCUGGACGUCAGCGUCCGCAACCUCUCUAUGAUCGUGGAGGAGAUGAAGGCCGUGGACACACAGCAUGGGGAGAUUCUGCGCAAUGUCACCAUCCUCCGAGGUGCUCCUGGCCCUCCAGGACCGAGAGGACUCAAAGGAGAUGCGGGUGUUAAAGGGCCCCUUGGCGGCAGAGGACCCAAAGGAGACCCUGGCAACUUAGGCCCCCGGGGAUCUCAAGGCCCCCAAGGGCAGAUUGGGGAGCCUGGACCGAUGGGGGAGCGGGGACCAGUGGGCCCGCGAGGCUUCCCGGGCCCCAAAGGCUCCAAGGGUAGCUUCGGCAUCGGAGGACCCAGAGGACAGCCAGGCUCCAAAGGAGACGUGGGGCCUCCAGGGCCAGAGGGGCCCCCGGGGUCUCCAGGGCCCUUGGGGCCUCAGGGUAAACCAGGAAUCGCAGGGAAAACGGGGUCCCCAGGUCAGCGGGGGGCCAUGGGGCUAAAGGGAGAACCGGGCAUUCAAGGACCGCCUGGGCUGCCCGGACCCCCGGGCCCCCCAGGAGGCCAGAGCCCCUACUGAGACGGGUCCCUGGUCCAGACACUGCCAUGUGGAGGGGGGACCCCCCGGGGGGACGGGGGAUGGGAGCUCAAAGCAGCUCAAAGCCUCAGUUUCCCCACACUUGGGAUGCUCGGACUCUGCUGCAGGGCCGCCCUGCAGCUCUGCCCCCCCCCCCUUGUGGUGACUGAGAGCAACCUCCCCUCACGCACGUGUGCACACACAGGCACGCAUGUGCGCACUCGUGUGUACACACACGCACACAGGCACACAGUCGGCCCGCUGGCUGGGCAGGAGGAGAGGGCCGAAUCCCCCCUCGCCUGGGGCUGAGUCCACUAGGGAGGUGGCUACCUCGCGAAGAAGGCCUCGGAUCUCUCUCUCUCUCUCUCUCUCUCUCUGAAUGGAGGACCUGCUCCAUCCUUCUGGAAGUUUCCUGGGGCUCCCCGUUUGAUGAGACCUAGGGAGACUUGUGCAAGGCAUUUGGGGGUGAGAUGAGCGUGGUAUCAGCAAGCCAUAGGCACAGAGCGCCCAGGGAGCUGCCCCGGCCCCACUAGGGCAGGCUGGCUCGGCCCAGGCUGGCAUUCCCGGGCCCUGUGCGUGGCACACCCCGAGAAGCCCAAGGGAGUUUCUCCCGCGUGCCCCCAAAUCCUCCGCCCAUCUUGCCUGUGCAUCUCAGAAGCAACUAGGAAGGAAUCAAGCAGGAGUUCCAUCUGCGCCAGACAACUGUAACCUUCUAGAACAUUCUACCUAGCACCCAGGAAGGCUGCAGCUGAGGAAGCAGGAGGAGCCUCUGUGCUGGCGGAGGAGGACCAGGCUAAGGGAGGACAGGGGCGGAUCCCAGAUGGCUCUCGUCCUCGCUGCUCCUCACCCCAAAGGUGUUCCCGUCUGGAGCUGUCUCCUCGACGCUGCCUCUCAGACCCGCCCUCUGCCUCCUCUGAGCUUCCGUGUCACUGUCCUCGUGGACAGAGAUGUGCAACUGGCUUGCACAAGCCCUUCCCUGCCCAUUGCCGUGUAACGCCCUGUCUGCCUAGGAUGGUAUCGUGCCACGUGCUCGUACUGACCCAGUAAAGAGCUGUUUCUAGGA